AUGUCCCCAUUAAUCAAUCGUAGUGUCACUGCUUUAAUGAAAAAACUAACCGAACAAUAUCAAUCUGGUCAAUCAUUUGAUAUCUAUGCAUUUUUGAAACGUUUUACAAUGGAUACUAUAUGGUCGUGUGGAUUCGGUCUGGAUACGGACAUGCAGAACAAUCCCAAUGAUCGUUAUCUUAUUCAAUCACAACGUGUAUUCAGUGCAGAGUGUUUUCUGAUGAUUGCUGGCUAUGAAACAACAAGCACUGCACUAGCUUAUGUUUCUUAUGUUCUUGCGACUCAUCCAGAUGAACAACUCAAAUUGCAAGAGCAUAUUGAUACUUAUUUCAAUCCGGAUACAGAUAAUGAAAUUCCGAGCUAUGAAAUGAUUUCGAAAAUGGACUAUUUAGAUAUGUUCAUCCGAGAAACUCUUCGUAUGUACCCAAUUAUACCAGCUGUCAUUAAUCGACAGAGCACCAAAGAUUUUCAGAUCGAGAAUAUUGGAACCAUUCCUGCUGGUACUAUUGUCAGUAUUGAUAUGUACACCUUACAUUUUGAUCCUGAUCUUUGGGGUCCAGUCGAUCCGAAUACAUUCUAUCCGGAACGAUUUGCUACAAAACGUCAUCCACUCGCAUGGAUUCCAUUUGGUAUUGGACCACGAAGUUGUGUUGGCAUGCGAUUUGCAAUGAUGGAAAUGAAAUUAGUUCUCGCAUGCUUGCUGAAAACCUAUUCAAUUAUUGAUUGUGGUGAGCAAACAUAUCAAGCAACUGAUCAACUUGAAGAAACAGCUGUUAUUUCACCAAAAAAUAUCAUCAUCCGUCUGCAACGUCGCGAUGAAAAAACGGUGUGA
Rotaria sordida is the source of this 831-nucleotide messenger RNA. Lineage: Eukaryota; Metazoa; Rotifera; Eurotatoria; Philodinida; Philodinidae. The record is from the annotation of a GenBank genome assembly.